Messenger RNA from Lobosporangium transversale, 3261 nucleotides. Its product is annotated as fungal-specific transcription factor domain-domain-containing protein. Gene Ontology annotation, biological process: DNA-templated transcription. The coding region runs from base 1 to 3261 and encodes 1086 amino acids. Gene Ontology annotation, molecular function: zinc ion binding; DNA binding. The transcript has 3 exons. The record is from RefSeq and is a predicted model, not a curated record. Lineage: Eukaryota; Fungi; Mortierellomycota; Mortierellomycetes; Mortierellales; Mortierellaceae.
AUGACAGGCUAUAUCGAGGCCAUAGAAGCGCGCCUCCAUCGUAUGGAGGGCCUUUUGGGCGGACUGGUCAAGGACAAGGAUCCACGUGCUGAAAUUGUGCGUGCCGAACUGGACGCUAUGGCUCGAGAAGCGGAAAUGACGGGACUAAAGCUGAGAAGAUCCAAGGCUUACGAGGAAAUUAAUCAUCGUCCUCAGAAUGCACCACAACCACAACGUCUUCCAGCUCACUCCUCUCAUGGUGUCAACUCCAAUUACCACAACCAGCAUCAACCUCAUUUCUCCCCACAGCCACCACAGCAUCAGCAGCAUCAGCAUCGGCAAUCGCAGCAAAAGUCCUCGCAUUCACCUUAUUCAUCAAACUAUAGUGAGGCUAGGCCCACAGGCUCAAAUCAGUCUCUUGGCUACACAGAUAGUCGCAUGUCACAAAAUCAUCUUCGACCAGGCUCACAUGUUACACAAUCACAUCAUUCAAGCCAUACCUUGCACGAGUCAGAUCGUCAACGGACCCUCACCACUAACGGUGGAAGCAACAGCAGUUUCAAUAUGAGUCAUCGACACAGCUUUAGUAACGGUAGCAGUCAUAGCAGCCAAGAAAUGGAUUCACAUCGCCUAGUUACACACAGACCGUCUUUGACGACCCAUCCACUCUCCAACCCCUUGACAGGAUACAUGCAUAUUCCGGAAACUAAUAGCAAGGACGUAGCGCUGAUCAUGCCAUCGAUUGACGUUAUCGACCAUCUACUGGAAGUGCACUUUCGCUCAAUUCACCCUGUUUUACCCAUGCUUCAUGCACGUACGAUUUUGGAUCAAAUCCGCCAAAGUGAAUCACCUCCUUCUCAUUUAUUGUUUGCCAUUCUGGGCCUUGCAUCUCGCUUUAGUGAUAAUACUGCAUUCCGCACUCCCCAACAUGGUGUGGAACGGCCCCCUUGUACCAUCUUUUACGAAAGGGCAAAGUUUUUCAUGAAAGACGAGUACGACAACUCUCAAAUCGCCACUAUCCAGACUCUCCUUCUGAUGGCUAUACAGCAAAUGGGAUUCUGCGAAAGCCAGCGUGCUUGGUUAUAUGUGGGAAUGGCAAUUCGGAUGGCGCAAGAUCUGGGUCUCAAUAAAGAGCCGUCGGAGCAGGAGUACAACAGAAAUAGGUUGCAAUGUGAAUUACGCAAACGGACGUGGUGGUCUCUUUAUGUGGUUGAUCGACUUAUAUGUGCUGGUCUUGGAAGACCUCUAACGAUCAUGCACAAGGACUGUGAAACUGGGUUCCCUCAGAAUGAAGAUGAGGAAGUUGAUUUUACCACAGGAAGGACGGUGCUCUCUCGACCAGCAACUAUUGCCAACUUUAUCCACCUGCUGACCUUGUCCAAGAUUCAGGGCGACAUUCUGGAAUUUAUCAAGGCUAAACACUGCACUCCUUUAAAAUCUAACAAAAGUAGCAGCAAAAAUUCCGCAUUUAUCCAAAACUUCGAGAAUGGAUUUGAUCAGGAUCGAGAGAGUUGCGUGGAUACAAGUGAUGCAGUGUUCUCUGCACUUGACAAGGCCCUGACAGAAUGGCGUCAGAAUCUACCAGAGUCAUUGCAAAUCCCUACAGCAUAUUCACCGCGCUAUGGUCUUUUCCUUCACCUUACCUUCAACACACUUGUCAUCCUACUUCACCGGCCUGAAAUGUCUACGUCUCCCACAUCGGCCUCAUUGUGCGUACAAGCCGCAGCUACUAUUUCAGAUAUUACCGAGAUACUCAUGGACACCGAGGCUCUCACAUCCAUGUUCAUCAGCUGCCUGUAUGCCAUUUUUUCGGCAGGCAUUGUCCAUUUCAUGAACAUUCCGAGCGUUCGCAAGCCAAGCAAAUCGUCUUUCCCUAGUCCCGUACUGUCUGCUUCCAAUGAGACUCUGUCUAAUCACACGAUCAAUGCCAAAACUAAUUUGAAGCGUUGUAUUGAUGCUCUCAAGUUCUUGGCUAACCAUUGGGUCAGCGCUGCUCGCCGAGCCAAGGUAUUGGAAGAUCUAUUGGAUUUGAAACAUGUCAGCUUAAAGGACCUUGAAGUUGACACGUUCAAAAUGUCACCGGUUGGACCAUCUUGGGUGUUGGAAUCUCAAUACAAGGAUGCGUUGGUUGGCCCACGAGAAUGCCAGGACAAACUUCGGCAGCAAUGUCGCUCCAAAGUUAUGGCAAUUCAAUCUUUAUUAGUUAAUGAUGACGAGUUCAAUAAGAUGCAGCACCGCAGAAGCAUUAGCUUCCCUGAUCACAAUAUGGAUAUUGAAUUAGAACAUAUCGAGGAAAGCUCACAGGUACAGGUACAGGAACCAGUUAACAAGGGCGACGAUAACGUGGAGCAGGGAUUUCGAGUGCAGGAAGACGCAGCUAUGAAUCAAUCGAAAUCUAGUGCAUCGUCAUCUCCGGCCAUGUCAAACCGACCACCACCAUCCAUGGUUGGCCUGGGUGCUCAAUCCCCGGUCCAAACUGAGCCAUCGGUAUCAUCGCCUUCACCGGGUCGUACGGACACCACCAUCACUCAGACUUUGGAAUCCGAUUCAGAGUUGGUGCACUCAACUAUCAGUCCCAACAUGUUUGAAAGCUCUACAGGAGAUAACAACAGCAGCAGCAAGAGGGUCAAGGCACAAGAGAGCGGUCUGUUGACCCCUAUAACUGUGAGAGCACUAGCGCACGGGACCACUUCGCCUCAAUUGGAUGAUGCACGUCGCAAGUCGGAGGCAACAAGUCCACUGGCGAAUGAAAAGAAUACGAGCAGUACUAUCGUGCCAUCACUCGCAUCGGGUAGUCAAGGAGCCAUGUUGGAUCCAUUUUCCAUGCCUAGUAGCAUCUCAUUUCCAGACUGGAGCAAUGACCGACGGCCUAGCAGUGCUGAUGUGAACAGAUCAUCUGGAGCUCAACCUAGUAGUCAGUUCAACACAGUCUGGACCACAGAUUCGCUAACACAGCGUACUACUGCCAGAUCAGCUGCAUCGUCGCCUAUGAUCUCAUCAAGCGGUAUUAUGGGAAGCGAUAAUAAGAAGACAGCUGCUCCUAACCAUACGCCUAACACAAGUAUAAAUAUAAGCGCUCAGCCUCUCCCGCUUAACAGCGAGCCAAACACAUACGCCUUGUCUGUUUCUAAAGCAAGCGAGCAGCGCGAAGAUCAAGACCUCGUCUGGCACGACAUGCCUCCAACCCUUGGUCUUGAUGAAUGGACAGCCUAUAUUGGAGCUUUAAUGAUGCGUUGGCUCUAUGCUUCUGGACAAUCUUCCCCACGCUCGAAUGUAUCAUAA